AUGACAGAUAGACUAACACAACUACAGAUAUGUUUAGACCAAAUGACGGAGCAAUUUUGUGCAACUUUGAACUACAUAGAUAAGAAUCAUAGUUUUGAACCAUUGACCGCAAGUGAACCUCAAAUGUCCGAUAAACAUGCUACGGUAGCACCUCCAGAAGAGUUCACCAAUACCAUAGAUGAGCUCUCCACAGAUAUUAUACUGAAAACAAGACAGAUAAAUAAACUCAUAGACUCGUUACCUGGUGUCGACGUUUCCACCGAAGAACAAUUAAGGAAAAUUGAUAUUCUACAGAAAAAAUUAGUUGAAGUAGAAGACGAAAAGAUUGAAGCAAUCAAAAAGAAGGAGAAGCUUUUGCGGAGCGUCGACUCUUUAAUUGAGGAUUUUGUAGAUGGUAUUGCAAACUCAAAGAAAAGCACAUGA
Saccharomyces kudriavzevii IFO 1802 is the source of this 423-nucleotide messenger RNA. RefSeq names its product Srb7p (gene SRB7). The transcript has a single exon. The record is from RefSeq and is a predicted model, not a curated record. The coding region runs from base 1 to 423 and encodes 140 amino acids. Gene Ontology annotation, biological process: regulation of transcription by RNA polymerase II. NCBI's taxonomy places the organism in Eukaryota, Fungi, Ascomycota, Saccharomycetes, Saccharomycetales, Saccharomycetaceae. Gene Ontology annotation, molecular function: transcription coregulator activity. Gene Ontology annotation, cellular component: mediator complex.